AUGUCUCUGCAGGACAGAGGCUACAAUUUCACACCAGACAACACACUAGGGGCGCUGGUCCUGGGACUCGCUGCAUCGUGUUUUGUGUAUGGAAUUUGCGUCGGGGUGUCCCUUGGAUCGGUUAGACUCACGAAAGCUCACCACAGUCUCCUCACGCAAGUUUGGACUUACUACCACCGGUACCUGUACGACGCACGGCGGUACAAGUUUUUGGUCGGCCUGAUUGUCUUGCUCGAAACAGUCGACCAAGGUUUUAUUACCCACUUUGCAUAUUAUUACACAGUGACGAGUGCGGGGAAACCGCUCUCGAUGGCGACGGGGAACAUGAAGUGGUCUCCGGUCCUACAGCAGAUGAUCGGGAAUCUUGUGGGCAUCACUGUAAAAUGCGUGUUCGCGGUUCGAGUGUACCGUUUCAGCCAGCGGAACCUCUGGAUCUCGUCUCUCAUCGUUGUCCUCAGCCUCAGCCAACUCUGUUUCUCUCUCUGGUUCACGGUCAAAGCAUUCGAGAUGCUCUCUAUUUCCGCCGUGUUCGGCCUUGAAAUACCCGCCACGACCUCCCUCGCGCUGGGCGUUUUCACAGACAUAACAAUCGCUGCCUCGCUAUCUUUCUUCCUGCGGCGUCUGCGGAGCGGGAUCGCCAGAACAGACUCGUUGGUGCGCCGACUCGUGCGAGACGCGAUCAACAUCGGCAUUCUCACUUCCACCGUCAGUCUCACAACGCUCUUGUUGUUUGAUCUUUCCACGGGUAAUCUCGUAUUCGGGGCCACCUACUUUCUCCUCUCCAAACGUGCGUAG
Messenger RNA from Mycena citricolor, 795 nucleotides. NCBI's taxonomy places the organism in Eukaryota, Fungi, Basidiomycota, Agaricomycetes, Agaricales, Mycenaceae. The record is from the annotation of a GenBank genome assembly.